AUGCAAAGACUGGCAAAGACGUCGCGUCUGUCGCUGGGGCGUCUGUCACUCGGGCGUCUUUUCCAACAGCAGCCCAUUGAGGAUAUCCCGGAGCUCAGGAGUAUUCUGGCUGUUCAGAACCUAGUGGCCAAGAUUCCAGAGAACCCUAUUCCACGUUGUUUGAACAAGAAUGACGCGUAUUGUCAGUGGAUAAAGACGUAUUGUAGUAUCAACUAUCUGACUAUGCUGGACAAGGAAACCUUUGGUGCGUUCGUAAAAGAGGCUGGUGUUUAUCUCCAGACACAAGAAGACGAAGCUUUCCAGGACUGUGGAAACAUUGGACCAAUGGAAGAGGAGGAACUCAUUAGUCCCAAGGCAGACGCUUUCGUAGAGGCAGUCAAGAUAAAGCUGGCAAGACACAUGUGCAUACGCACUGCAGCCAGCUUCGAGCUUUUGGACAAGGACAAGGAUGGAAAGAUUCACGUUGACGAGGUAACAAGGUUACUGCAAGUUGCAGUACACGGCAAUGGAACGGAAUGGCUGAAGAGUCUGUUCCACUUGUACGAUGCAGACGGCGAUGAUGUUGUGAACGAGGCCGAGUCGAAGCUCAUUUUAGAUUCUAUGAUUCAGACGCAGAAGGUGGUCAUGACCGAGAUUUUUGCGACCCAUGUGCACAAUCUGCCCAAGAAACGCGAGAAAUGUUUUGCCAAGAGCAUGGUAGAGGAGGAUUUCAAGUCAAAAAUACCGGAGAAAGUGCGAUGCGUGUUUCACUUUGCCAACAAGCUGGACAAAGAGCGCAAAACAUACGACUGGGAACUCUUUGAAGACUCGAAGAAAGUGGAGUUUCCAGAACUGCACAAUAUGCUCGCCGUUUACGCGAAGGGCUUCUACGAUGAAAGAUUUAUUUUUUAUGAGCGCAAGCAGGAGAGACAAAGCACACGGUACAAGGGUCUGCUGCUCGCAACUGCUAUUGGUCUGGGUGAUUACAUCGCUGCUGUGAUAUAG
Peronospora farinosa is the source of this 984-nucleotide messenger RNA. The record is from the annotation of a GenBank genome assembly. NCBI's taxonomy places the organism in Eukaryota, Oomycota, Peronosporomycetes, Peronosporales, Peronosporaceae.